AUGGAAGGGCAGGAAGGGGUACUCAUCACACGUGUGGUCGGUACCCAAGGCAAUCCAUUCAAGGGUCUAGAAGAAACCGAACAAAUGUCGAAACGCGAUGAAGAUAGUGGGGUCUUGUCGGUCAGUGCAGAGUCGCAGCCUGAGACGCAGUCUGAACGGUGCGCAGCCAAGGGCGGGAGGGGUCCUGAAAGCGAACCGCUGCCAGUCGUCGCCAGUGGACGACUCCCCUCGGUUGUGCCUGCUGCCCCUGUCCCUUUACCUAACAACCGGGGCGGGACGGCACUCGGGGCGGCUGGUGCUGCGAGGCGGACUGCGAGACCAGUACCUUUACUUCCACUUACCUACCUACCUCUGCCUCUACCUCCGAGUACCCAAGUGGCACAAGCAUACAAGCCAGUAUUCUUGGAGAUGCCCGCCCCCUUUCCUGCUGUUCAAGUUGCCUAUGGCCAUUUCUUUGCUCUUUUGGGUGCCUUGAAAUCAAUUUUCAAGAUACCUCUCUACGUCGUCAAUUCGAGCUUUCAAGAGGCUGCCGCUGUAGAGGUACCUAGCCAAGUUCAGCUACCCACAAUAUAUGACAACCUCACCCCUCAUGCAGAUCAUACGCAAAGCGUCAGUCCUAACAACAUGAAAUCGUACCUAUGCAAGAUAUGA
Molecule: messenger RNA, 651 nt
Organism: Neurospora tetrasperma FGSC 2508
Lineage: Eukaryota; Fungi; Ascomycota; Sordariomycetes; Sordariales; Sordariaceae
Exons: 2
Coding region: 1-651 (216 amino acids)
Source: RefSeq, a predicted model, not a curated record